AUGGAUCCGAGAAUAUCCCUUUGGAGAAGCACUACCAUCUUGUGUGCCAUUUUUUUGCUCCAUGGGGCUUCUGCCUCUCGCCCUCACCACCACCAUUCUUCUUCUCCAACCAAGGCAGUGAAGCAGCAGCUCGAAACUUAUAUAAUUCAUGUGAGGCAACCAGAGAGCGGAAUUUCCAGCUCUCUAGAGAGAGAAAGCUGGUACAAAUCCUUCUUUCCGAAAACUCUCACAUCAAGCUCCGCAACUGAAUCAAGAAUGGUUUAUGCCUACAACAAAGUCAUUGAUGGCUUUGCAGCAAGGCUCACAACUGAAGAAGUAGAAUCCAUGAAAGCCAAAGAUGGGUUCCUCCAUGCCUACCCCGAUAAGCUUCUUCGACUUCAAACCACGCGCACGCCUCAAUUCUUAGGGCUCAGCCCGAACCGGGGGGUCUGGCCGGAUGCUGGGUUUGGCAGUGGCACCAUUGUUGGUGUCCUAGAUGGGGGUAUAUGGCCGGAGCACCCGUCUCUUGACCCCAGGGGCAUGCCACCGCCACCGGCUAAGUGGAAAGGUAUCUGUGUUGAUGCCGGGGAAGACUUCAACUCAUCGAACUGCAACAACAAGCUCAUUGGGGCUCAACUCUUUAAUGCUGGUGCCAAGGCCAUGCUUGGAGAGGCCGCUGCUGAGCAGCCUGGGCUGAACUCUCCGAGAGACAUGGAUGGGCACGGCACGCAUACGGCAACAACUGCGACGGGCGGGUUCGUGCCUCAUGCGGAGGUACUUGGCAAUGCUGAGGGCACUGCUGUAGGCAUGGCACCGCAAGCGCACUUGGCUAUUUAUAAGGUGUGUUUCGGUGAGACAUGUGCAGACUCUGAUAUACUGGCGGCUCUCGACCAGGCGGUCGAGGAUGGUGUCGAUGUGCUCUCGCUCUCACUCGGUGGUGAGUCCACCAGGUUCUUUGAGGAUGUUGUGGCAAUUGGCGGCUUCACCGCGGUGCAGAAGGGAAUCUUUAUGAGCUGCGCAGCUGCGAACUCCGGGCCACUACACUCGACUCUGGUGAAUGAGGCACCCUGGGUGCUGACUGUGGGAGCGAGUACACUUGACCGAGAAAUCAUAGCCGAUGUGAAGCUCGGAAAUGGCCGCAUCUUCAUCGGUGAAUCCCUUUUCCAGCCAAAGUUCUUCAAGCCAACUCUGCUGCCUCUUGUGUACCCCGGUGCGAGCGGGAACCUCAGCGCUGCACAGUGUGCUGAAGGUGCCCUAGACCCUAGCCAAGUCUCCGGCAAGGUGGUGUUUUGCGAGAGAGGGGGCGGCAUAGGCCGGGUUCAGAAGGGUGAGAAUGUCUUACAAGCCGGGGGCGUGGCCAUGAUACUUAUGAACGACGAGCUCAAUGCCUUCAGCCUCAUCGCCGACACCCAUGUUUUGCCGGCAUCUCAGGUUAGCUUUCAGGACGGGGACACGAUGAAGGCCUACAUUAACUCGACUCAAUACCCCACGGCCACGAUUCUCUUCAAGGGCACUGUGUUCAGGGACACUGCUUCCCCUGCUGUCGCCGGCUUCUCAUCCAGAGGACCCAGUGUCGAGAGUCCCGGAAUACUAAAGCCAGACAUCAUCGGCCCUGGUGUGAGCAUCCUGGCCGGCUGGCCCUUAAACUUGAGCCCUUCUGGCUUGCUGAACGACACCAGAAGAGUAGUUUUCAACGUGAUCUCCGGCACAUCCAUGUCGACCCCCCACCUAAGUGGGCUGGCUGCAUUGCUCAAGAGCACGCACCCUGACUGGUCCCCCGCCGCCCUAAAAUCGGCAAUGAUGACCACCGCAAACCCAUACGACACCGAGGGGAAGCCCAUAACCGAUGAGACCCAAGGCCCAGCCGACAUCUUCGCCACUGGCGCCGGGCACGUGAACCCCACCAAAGCCACCGACCCCGGCCUCAUCUACGACCUCAGUGCCGGCGACUACAUACCCUAUUUGUGCGGGCUAGGGUACACCGAGGCCCAAAUCCAAGCCAUUGUUAGGAGCCAUUUCAAGUGCUCAAACCAAACCAGCAUCUCUGAGGGAGACUUAAACUACCCAUCUAUCUCUGCAGUCUUCUCUCCAACAGGGCCUUCUUCUUUUACCUUUAAAAGGACAGUAACCAAUGUUGGGGCCAAGUAUUCUACUUAUGAGGUGGAGGUGGUGGAACCUCAAGGAGUGAAAGUGGAGGUGAAGCCCAAAAAGCUUUACUUUAAGAAAAUGAAUGAGAAGCAAACAUUUGAAGUUGUGUUGUGUAGCUAUGGGGCUGGAUCCAUGCCCUUUUCUCAAGGCCACAUAAAGUGGUACUCUGGGUCCAAGUAUGAGGUGAGGAGCCCCAUUGCUAUAGCCUUCAAUGAGUGAACUC
Molecule: messenger RNA, 2350 nt
Organism: Amborella trichopoda
Lineage: Eukaryota; Viridiplantae; Streptophyta; Magnoliopsida; Amborellales; Amborellaceae
Product: subtilisin-like protease 4
Biological process (GO): proteolysis
Molecular function (GO): serine-type endopeptidase activity
Source: RefSeq, a predicted model, not a curated record